Messenger RNA from Astrephomene gubernaculifera, 520 nucleotides. The record is from the annotation of a GenBank genome assembly. NCBI's taxonomy places the organism in Eukaryota, Viridiplantae, Chlorophyta, Chlorophyceae, Chlamydomonadales, Astrephomenaceae.
GGGGAGGGCAAGGAGGAGACGGGGGAGGAGGGCAGGCAGUGCCUUAUGGGCGGCAGCGAGGGAGCGGCAGCGGAGUGCGGAGCGAAAGAGGAUGAAGAUGGGGACAGCAGCAGUAGUGCUGGUGGUGGUGGCAGUAGUGGUGGUGGCGGUGCCGCCGCCACGUCCCGCCCUCCCCCGCACGCCCCCGCUACCUCUGGCGAGGAGGCCAGUCCCGAGGGGGGCGGGGAGGCGGGGGCGGGCUGGGCGAUCAUGAGGGACGUGUCACACCCGGAGAGCGACCUGGACGUGGGUGUGCAGCUGAGCGACGGCGACGGCACGGUGCCGCUGCUGAGCCUGGGCCUCAUGUGCCGGGGCGGCUGGCGGCCGGGCAGCCGCCUCAACCCGGGCGGCAUGCGGGUGGUGACGCGGGAGUUCAAACACCGCAGCGGCUCGCUGCUGCAGGGGGCAAGAGGCGGCCCCGCCAGUGCCGCCCAUGUUGAGAUCCUGGGUAACGAGGGCGUGCUGGCUGACGUCAUCCGGG